This is a messenger RNA of Gracilinanus agilis (Agile Gracile Mouse Opossum), 2122 nucleotides long. RefSeq names its product carboxypeptidase vitellogenic like (gene CPVL). NCBI's taxonomy places the organism in Eukaryota, Metazoa, Chordata, Mammalia, Didelphimorphia, Didelphidae. The record is from RefSeq and is a predicted model, not a curated record. The coding region runs from base 92 to 2122 and encodes 676 amino acids. Gene Ontology annotation, biological process: proteolysis. The transcript has 16 exons. Gene Ontology annotation, molecular function: serine-type carboxypeptidase activity.
GGCUGCAGCGCCCGCAGCGCAGUCCGGCCGCCUCCCGCGCCUAUUGGCUGAGCCGAGGUGUGAGCGUCGGUCCGAGGGAGUUGUUGGCAAGAUGUGGAAAGCAACUAUCUUUUUGGUCCUGCUGACCCUGGACUCCAGUGAAGGCAUUUUCCGUUCCUUGUAUAAAGGUUAUCAUGUUUCUACCCCAAGCCAUGGUGACCCAGGACAGCCUCUCUUCCUCACACCUUACAUCAAAAGUGGAAAGAUUCAGGAAGGCAAGCAGUUGAGUUUGGUCAGCCCAUUCUCAGGAAUCAACGUGAAGAGUUACUCUGGCUACCUCACUGUGAACGAAACGUAUAACAGCAACCUCUUCUUCUGGUUCUUUCCUGCUCAGGAAAAUCCCAGCGAUGCCCCAGUUGUGCUCUGGCUCCAAGGCGGGCCAGGGGGAUCCUCGAUGUUUGGACUCUUUGUGGAACACGGGCCUUACGUCGUCAACAAGAACCUCACAGUUCGAGCACGAGAUUUUCCUUGGACCGCGAAAUUCUCCAUGUUGUACAUCGACAACCCGACGGGCACCGGCUUCAGCUUUACCGACGACGCCAGGGGAUUUGCAGCCAACGAAGACGACGUGGCGAGAGACCUUUACAGUGCCCUCACUCAGUUUUUCCAGCUGUUUCCAGAGUACAGGAAGAAUGAUUUCUAUGCCACUGGAGAGUCUUAUGCAGGGAAAUAUGUGCCUGCCAUCGCCUAUUACAUCCAUCUCCUCAAUCCCACGGCCAAGGCCAAGAUCAACUUGAAAGGCGUUGCUAUUGGGGAUGGCUUCUCUGAUCCAGAAACUAUCAUAGGUGGCUACGCGGGAUUCCUAUACCACAUUGGGUUGUUAGAUGAGAAGCAGAAAAAAUACUUCCAGAAACAAUGUGCUGAGACCAUCAAGCACAUCAAGGAGGAGAACUGGAAGAAGGCCUUUGAAAUUUUUGACAACCUGCUGAAUGGCGACUUAACGAGUUCUCCUUCAUACUUCCAGAAUUCAACAGGAUGUUCUAAUUAUUUUAACUUUUUACAGUGUCAGGAACCAGAAGAAGAAAACUACUUUGGGGACUUUCUGUCGCUACCAGAAGUGAGAAGAGCCAUCCACGUGGGCAACCUGACUUUUCAUGAUGGUUCUGAAGUUGAAAAGCACAUGUGGGCAGAUUGGUUCAAAUCGGUGAAGCCAUGGUUAGUGGAGAUCAUGAAUAACUAUCGGGUGCUGAUCUACAGCGGGCAGCUGGAUAUCAUCGUGGCUGCACCCCUCACCGAACGUUCUCUGAUGGUCACGAACUGGAAGGGACUCCACGACUACAAGAAGGCGGACAGAAAAGUCUGGAAGGUGCACAGCUCUGAUGUGGACGUGGCCGGCUACGUGCGGCAAGUCGGGGAUUUCCACCAGGAGCCGCCUGAGCCCCCCGUGGCAGGGCAGAGCUUCGCUGGGUGGCAUUGGCUGGGCCGGCCUCCGGGCUCUUUGUCUGCCGCCUCUCCCAAGCGAUAUCCCACGCCUGAGAUGGGAAAGGCCACUGGCUGCCAGGCUAGAGCCUGCGGCCACUAUCUCCUGCGGCCCUUGGAGAGGCGGGACCACAUGGGGACGAAACAGGACUUUUCUGGCUGCCAGAAAUUGUUGGCGGAGAUCCUUCUCCCUUACGGUCCUAAGGCUGCCAGUGGCAGGGCUGGAGACCAGGGAGAGAAGGAGGAAGCUGCGGAGCAACAAAGGCGUUCUCUAUUGUCCUCCGACGGGGACGACAGCCUCCCCGAAGCCCCCCGCAUUCAGGGAGGCCCCAGCAAGCUUCUCGGCAGUCUCUUUUCCAAUAGCAACCAGAAAAGGACCAUGAACUUGCCUCACUUUGGGCCGUUUUUGGGCCGUUCGUGCUCCGGCCGGCAGCUCCAGUCUGCUCGCCUGCAUCUUCCAGGCAGCGGCGUGCGGGCCACCCUCUCGGAGCAGCCAGUAUCUCCUCCACCAGUGGAUCCCCGCGGCCAGGCGGAGGAGGAGGAAGAGGAGGAAGAGGAGGAGGAGCAGCAAGGAGGAGGAGGGACAGGAACCAUGAAAGUGCUCAGAGACCAAGGCUGGGGCUGGGCGGAACGAGGACAGUCCGGGAGUUCUGGGGAGUCCUGA